Messenger RNA from Alnus glutinosa, 2002 nucleotides. Its product is annotated as transcription factor MYB61. Bases 284 to 1594 code for a protein of 436 amino acids. Gene Ontology annotation, biological process: regulation of stomatal movement. The record is from RefSeq and is a predicted model, not a curated record. The transcript has 3 exons. NCBI's taxonomy places the organism in Eukaryota, Viridiplantae, Streptophyta, Magnoliopsida, Fagales, Betulaceae.
CCUUAAUUGAGUGUGACUUUUCUCUCUAGCUUGGAGGGCUUCUUAGUUCUUAUAUAUUAAUUCAACUUCCUUUCUCAGCUGCCACUUCAUUUUCUCAACCUCCCUGUCACUUCUCUCCCUCUCUCUCUCUCUCUCUCUCUCUCUAAACAUCUUUUCUACCACAACUCCCUUCAAAAUCCAUUCAGAGCCACCUCUAGCCGUUGCUGACACUUCUCCUAGGAUUCAACGAAACUUGCUGUUUAAGGAUAGGUUCUCCCUCAUAGCAGGUGGGUCUUGCUCUAAAAUGGGGAGGCACUCUUGCUGUUACAAGCAGAAGCUAAGGAAAGGCCUGUGGUCACCUGAGGAGGAUGAGAAGCUUCUGAGGCAUAUUACUAAAUACGGUCAUGGGUGUUGGAGCUCUGUACCUAAGCAAGCUGGUCUGCAGAGGUGUGGGAAGAGCUGCAGAUUGAGGUGGAUCAACUACUUGAGGCCUGAUUUGAAGAGAGGUACAUUCUCACAGGAGGAAGAGAACCUUAUAAUCGAACUUCAUGCAGUUCUCGGGAACAGGUGGUCUCAGAUUGCAGCACAAUUGCCUGGAAGAACCGACAAUGAAAUAAAAAAUCUAUGGAACUCUUGCUUAAAGAAGAAGCUCAGGCAGAGAGGCAUUGACCCCGUCACCCACAAACCACUUUCGGAAGUGGAGAAUGGGGAGGAUAAAGAUACAGAAGCCAAAAGCAAAGACAAAAUGUCGGUGGCAUCCAAUGAACUGAAUCUCCUCAAGGCAGAAAGUUCGAGGCAAGAAAUAGCUUUACUUGAGCAGAGACCAUCCCCAAUUGAUGCACAUGGCUACCCAUUGGAAGUUCAGGGCUCUUCCAGCUCCAGAACAACAAACAGCAGGAGCAUCAAUAACAAUUUGAUGACACCCACAGCCACACCCAACAAUGACUUCCUCCAAGAAAGUCAGCCUUCAGAUUUGGUGGGUCAUUUUCCGCUUCAGCAAUUGAAUUAUGCAUCCAAUGCCACAAACUCCAACCCCACGCAGUGGUUCACCCAAAGUGGGAAAUCAUUUGAUAUGAAUUCUGAGUUUGCAAUAUCUACCAUUCUUUCACCGUCAACCAGUUCAUUGCUACCAGCCUCUAUUGGUUACAAGCCUUCACUUACUUUUCCCUCCGACAAUGUAUCCAUGAGCUCUUUCACAGUUAAUGGAUCCCGUUACUGGGAAGGCAGUGCCACCACCAACAUUAAUAGCAAUAGCAGCAGCGGAAGCAGUAGCAGUGCUGAGUUGCAAAGCAGCAGCUCCUUGCUGGAGAACAGCAUGUUUUCAUGGGGAUUGGCGGAUUGUGGCACAUCAGAUAAGGAGACCCAAAUCCAUCUGACCGAAGACAUCAAGUGGGCAGAAUAUUUUAGUAACCCAUUAUUGAUGGCGGCUGCUUUACAAAAUCAAACACCACAGUGUUUAUACAAUGAGAUAAAAUCAGAAUCAGAAACGCAUUUGGUGACUGACAGUUCAAGUGCUAUGUGGCCUCAUAACAAGCAGCAAGGAACUUUACAGACUAACUCUGAUAUAUGCGGUAAGGAUAUCCAAAGACUUGCUGCGGCCUUUGGACAUACUUAAUUAGCUUUGAAUUAAGAUGUCUGAGCCUCUGGUUAAUUAAUCAGUGGAGGAAGAAUAUUGAAACUGCAGACUUUUCAGCUACAAGAGGGCUCCAAGUCCAAGAAGUGCUGCAUGCUAGCUGUUUUCUUAGAAGAGGUGUGCGCCACAUAUUCUUCUCUUGUAUAUAGGUCAGAUACUUAAAAAAAAAAAAAAAAAAAAACGUUUCUUUGCCUCUGGUUUUGGUAUAUUUGUGAGGAAAAAAUCUUGCUAUUACCUUCUCUUUUUUUCUUUUUUUUUUUAUCGGUGUGGGAUAGAAUUUCAAAAAUAAGGCUUGUAACCCCGUGUCUUUUACUCAUUGCGUACGUAUGCUCUAUAUUAAUCUUGCAAUUUUAUCUGGUGAACAACAUUCUAGUAUUUCUUCGUGACUCU